Loa loa (African eye worm) is the source of this 3655-nucleotide messenger RNA. RefSeq names its product beta-tubulin cofactor D family protein. Lineage: Eukaryota; Metazoa; Nematoda; Chromadorea; Rhabditida; Onchocercidae. Gene Ontology annotation, cellular component: lateral plasma membrane. The transcript has 21 exons. Gene Ontology annotation, biological process: tubulin complex assembly; post-chaperonin tubulin folding pathway; microtubule cytoskeleton organization. Bases 10 to 3507 code for a protein of 1165 amino acids. The record is from RefSeq and is a predicted model, not a curated record. Gene Ontology annotation, molecular function: beta-tubulin binding; GTPase activator activity.
AAUUUCAGCAUGCAGGAAAAAGUGCUGCUGGAUGUGGUGCCUGGUUCGCCUCUUGUUGAUUCAUUGAUGCAAAACGGUAUUGCAGAGCAACAGAAAACAUUUGCUGGAGCUCAUCAGCAAGAAGUAUUUGCCAUUAUCGACUUAAUACCUUUGUUUGCAAGCAGUCAGCAUGAUGUAGAAAACCGAUCUGAAAGAUUUCGAUAUCUGCUUGAUCUAUACCAAGAACAGUCCAGUUUGCUUGAUCCUUUUAUGGCAAUCAUGAUGAAUAAGUUACUAACAUAUAUCAAAUUUCUUGACGGUGGACAAACGAAAAGAUUCGAUGAUGUAUCAAAUGUGGCAUUUGCAUUGCUUGCACAUAUAUCAAAAGUUAGGGGAUACAAGGUGUUCCUUUCAUUGCUACCUCACGAAAUGAAAUAUAUGGAGAAAGUACUUUCUUCACUAGAACGAUAUGUUGAUUCUACAGUGGAUAUGGAUUCCCGGUAUAUACUCCUUCUUUGGAUGGUGAUCUUAUGCAAGAAUCCAUUUGAUUUGAGCAAACUUGAAAGCAAGAGUGGUCGUAAUGUUUUGGAAAGGAUAGUCUCCGUUGUAUUGCCAUAUCUGUAUAUAAAUACUGAUAGGUGUCAGCAUUCUGCUGCUUUGUUACUUUCGUUGGUAGUGUCUCGUGAAGAUGCGCGCAAGAAAUAUUUGAAAAAAUUGGUAGAUCCAUGUAUUUCGGCAAUUGAAAAUUGUGAAGGUAAAUGGUCAAUUGACAAUGAACUCGUUGGUAGUCUCCGUUUGCUUGCAGCAAUUCUUAAAAAGGGAGAACGUGAAGACUUACUGACUGUCGCAAAUCAAGUGUUAAAGGCCUUGCAUCGACUAGGUCACCUUGAAGACUCCGAUUUCACUGUAAAAAAGUUAACGGUCAAAAUUGUUCAGAGAUUGGGAAUGAUAUUUUUUAAGUCAAGGAUUGCAGAGUGGCGCUACGAUAAUGGGAACCAUAAUCUGAAUUUGGAAAGCAAUGGUUUUGCAAAAUAUCGAGAAUUAAGUGCUUUAGAGGAAGAGACUUUUACGGACGAAGUUUAUGAAGUCCCAUAUGCCGAGCUGGAAGUGGUUCUUAAUACAAUUCUAGAAGCAAUGCGUGAUCGGGAUACCGAUAUACGUUGGGCUGGUGCGAAAGGUAUUGGACGGGUUUUAUCUCGUUUGCCGAAAUAUCUUGCAAAUGAUAUACUUUGCAAUAUCAUUAAAUUUAAUUUCAAUUUGCACUCUGGGAAUGCCGCCUGGCAUGGUGGUUGUUUGGCAGUUGCUGAACUCUCAAGGCGGGGUUUUUUGCCCCUAGAAAGACUUCCGGAUAUUGUAAAGAUUCUCCUAAAUGCCUUAAUAUUUGAAGAACCGCAAGGACAUCAUGCCUUGGGAGCUAGUGUUCGAGAUGCAGCUUGUUAUAUAUGUUGGUCAUUGGCUCGAGGUUUUCGUCCAGUGGAUUUAAAAAAAUAUGUUGAACAGAUUACAACAUGCCUUGUUUGUGUAGCUUUAUUUGACAGAGAAGUUAACGUAAGACGAGCUGCCAGUGCAGCAUUUCAAGAAAUUGUUGGUCGGCAAGGUGCAUUCUCAAAUGGCAUCGAGAUAUUGACGAAAAUUGAUUAUUUUGCUGUUGGACAACGUUGUAAAUCUUAUUUAGAGAUCUCAUGUCAAAUAGCAAAAUAUUCGAGGUACACGCGGGCGAUUAUCGAGCACCUCAUGUCUUUCAAGAUAAUUCAUUGGGAUGAAGAAAUUCGCUUGUUAUCUGCGAAAGCACUCGAACGUCUUUGUGCUUUUGACCCAGGUUUUGUUUCCGCUCAGGUUCUUAAAAAAUUAAUGCCACUGGUCAGUAGCGAGUCACUGAUUGUGCGACAUGGAGGUGUUGUUGCACUGGCAUCCACUUUAUCAGGUUUGAAAAAGUGUGGGACGCUGUUGGAUAAGGAGUUGUACGAAAACGUUGCGCAAAUACCCAGUAUAGUCUACCCUAUGUGCAAGAAAAGAACCCGUUCACUUAGUUCUACAUUAAUGCGACGAGCUAUGAACAUUUUCAUCAAGUCAUUAUCAUCUGUGAUACCGAAAGAGAUUUUAAAAAUUGAUGAUUGGCUUUGUUGUUUGGAACUGAACUUUUGUGACGAAAAUGGAGAUAUUAGAAAAGGAGCAUGUCAGGCAGGAGCAGCUUUCUUCAAACUUUACAUCGACAACUCAAGCGCCGAAUUUUUGAUGCUUCGAAUUCGUCAAAUUUAUUUGCCGCAGGUAGUUACUGCCAAAGUGGAAUCGGAUAGAGAAGGGACAGCAGCUCUUCUGAGUGUAAUUCCAAGUGAAGUGUUGUUGCUCUCAACGUCAUCCGAUUCUUUCGCUGCUGAAAUAAUUCGUACACUUAUGUUUACAAUCAGUGGAUCUAGUGCAUUGGAUGCAACCUGGGCUUAUGGGCGACGCUCUUGUGUGGAAGCUAUUACGUGCAUUGUCGAUUCAAUUGGGGUUGAAUCGGUGGGCAACAUUGCUGAACUCCUUGAUUGUCUCAUCAAUUCUUUGGACGAUUAUACAAUGGAUAAAAGGGGUGAUGUUGGAAGAAUUUUGCGUGAGGAAGCGAUGAGGGCGCUUGCAGUUAUUCUGCCUCUUGCACAAAAUUGUUCGAAUGUUGUUGGUCGUAUUUCUGAAGCAAUUUGUAAAAUAAUUCAGCAAUCUAUCGAGAAAAUUGAUGCAACUCGUGAGUGCGCUGCUUUGGUAAUGAAGAAAAUCUUGCAGUCAGGGCUAGAAGGUAUUCAGGAAGAAGAAAUUCUGAGAAAAAUUUAUUUGGUUAAUGGUUCGAAUAUGGAUUGGAGAUCGCCAUCUUGCUUCAAACGAUUAGCUUUGCUGUUGAGGAGUCCUUAUUACAGAUAUUCCGCCUUAAGUGGAUUUAUUAUAUCUGCUGGCGGUGUUACGGAGUCUACGAUGCGAGGCGCGUCUGAUGCUUUGCUUUCGGUGAUUUCUGAUAUUCGUGGAUCACGACAAGAACUGGAAAUUUUUCUUCAAUGCUUUGCAUCCAUUUUAAUCAAUAAUGCUGACUUACUGCGUGUAACUCAACCUCUGUUUCGCACAUUAGAACAGAUUUUAUCAGCACAGCUUCUAGAAUGUUUUGAAGCAGAUCCGGAUUCCUCACCUUCUCUUCGGAAAAUUGUGGAUCGUGUCGCGAUUGAGGCGACAGUUAAAGGAAGUGCACAAAAGGUCAGGAUAUGUAUUUCAGUAUUAUGCCAUUUCUUGCAUUUCAGUUCAUCUAGUCUAGUGUGGCAGAAAUCUGCUUCGUUGGUUGUUCGCACCUUGCGAUCCCGUUAUCCCAUAAUGCGUCGUAAUGCAGCGGAACAGCUUUAUGAAUGUUUAGUCUCCGAAUGUGAUAGCAGCAGUGAAGCGGAAAGAAAUAAGCGCUUGGAACUGCUGAAUUUACUUUCAGAAACAAAGUGGAAUAUUAGUGGUAAUGAGCAGUACUUCGUAAAAGUCAGCCGUUCAGUUGCUGAAAUGUUAAAUGUAAUUUGUUGAUAUUUAAAUAUUUAUUGACCAUAGUAAUCAUUCGUAUUUGAGUUUUUAAAACACUGUUUGCACAGGUUUAUGGUUUUAUAACAAACACCCUCAAAAAAUGCCUCCAGAUGGAAAGAAAUUGAGUGUAAUUGGAACAUCCAACAUGUUU